AUGUCUGAGGUAGCGGAGAACGGCGGGCGCUGUACACCGCCAACUGUCGCAACCAGGAAGGCGCCACACCCAGUGUCCGUGCACUUUCUGGGAACUUGUAGUGUCUUCGACGCCGCUGAUGGCACCAACAACCGCCUGCAUCAGAGCGCGCUGCGCAUGGUCAACAUCUCGCGCCUUUUCGUGACGCACAUGCACGCAGACCAUGUCCUGGGUAUCGUGGCCAUCAUGGCGGUCAUUAUGAGUGGAGUGGGGCAGUCCGAGGCGGGGCUUGAGCGCCUGCGGGCGGCUGGGACGGCCAAGAAGGCGGAUAUCAACAUCUACGGACCGGUUGGGCUGCGCGAGCUCAUCCGCACCACGCUACGCCUCACGAAGGCCACCCUCUCCGGCGCGUACGCCGUGCACGAGCUCGUGCCGCCUGGCGCGGAGAAGGGCGCCGGGUGCUCCGAGUCGGAGCUGCACGUUAACGAAGCGGUGGGCCGCGACGUACUCGCCAACGAGGAGGGCGUUUGGGAGAUGAUCGUGGACGAGCGCUCGACCAAGGGCACCAAGGGCUGGAUGGUCAGCGCUGGGCCCCUAGUGCAUCGAGUACCCUCUAUUGGCUAUGUCCUACAGGAGCCAGCAUCUCGCAAGCCUCUGGACACGGCACGCUUGAUCCCUCUCCUGCAAGCUAAUGCAAAGGAGCUCGCGGCACAGGACCCACCUGUUCGGCACCCGCUGUCGCUUCUGAGCCAUCUCAGCUCGCUCCCGCCACCACCACCACUGACGCUGCCUUCUGGCGAGGUGAUACACCCUCCCGAACCGACAGGCGAGCCAGGGCGCAAGCUCGUCAUCUUCGGGGACUGCGCAGGCGGUACACCUAACGAGGCGCUGCAACGUAUGUGCCAUGACGCAUCUCUACUCGUGCAUGAGUGCACAAAUGCCGCAAUUCCCGAGAGCGUCGGUAAGGGCGACCGUGGGCGCGCGGUGCGCGCGAGCGGCCUAGAACAGAGCUUAGAGGCGAAGCGGAGCAAGGAGUUUGACCAGGCAGCCAAAGAUCGCGGCGUUGUGCGCGAGCCGUGGAUCUUCCACGGCAACCACCAGACAACGAGUUCGGCUGUCAAGGCGGUCGAGGCGUUCGCCGACAAGCGCGAUGCGACUCGCGUCAAGGCGCGCUCGCGCGGCCACGCCACGCCUGACGAGGUCGGCGAGUUUGCGUACGCCAUCAAUGCGCGCCGCGUGGCAGUCAACCACUUCUCUGCCAUGUUCCCCUCGCCGCGCUUCGCGACAAACGAGCCCUUCCCCGCGCUGUUGGGGCCAAUGAGCCCGUACCCCUAUCCCGUACCUGCGGCCGAGUUUGUGGGUGUCAAGGCGUUGCCGCUCAACACCUCGGAACUUCACCUGCGCGUCAUCAUCCAGAGUCUCGUCAACCAGAUCAGCGCAAUCUGGAACGGCCCGAACUGCCACGAUCACGCGCUACAGGGCCCCGAGCCGCACCUCAUCAAGCUCGCAGUCGCUGCGCGCGACUUUAUGGUGCUUCGUGUGCCCAGCCAUGAACUGAGCGAGAGCGAGGUCGAAGCGAUGCGCGGAGCACGCGAGGACUCUGUUAGCGUCAUGAGGAGCUGGUCGUGUGACGGAGGCGCGUGGGUCGGCGAGGGCGGGGAGUGGCAUUGGAUUGGCGUCGAUCCUCCGCCAGCGAUGGGGAACAGGAUGCACGACGUUGUGCCCAAGGACGUCAGGUUAGACGGCACGGGGUAG
Messenger RNA from Cutaneotrichosporon cavernicola, 1734 nucleotides. RefSeq lists its product as uncharacterized. Lineage: Eukaryota; Fungi; Basidiomycota; Tremellomycetes; Trichosporonales; Trichosporonaceae. The transcript has 5 exons. The record is from RefSeq and is a predicted model, not a curated record. Gene Ontology annotation, cellular component: nucleus. Gene Ontology annotation, molecular function: 3'-tRNA processing endoribonuclease activity. Bases 1 to 1734 code for a protein of 577 amino acids.